Molecule: messenger RNA, 3486 nt
Organism: Callorhinchus milii (elephant shark)
Lineage: Eukaryota; Metazoa; Chordata; Chondrichthyes; Chimaeriformes; Callorhinchidae
Exons: 9
Coding region: 92-2722 (876 amino acids)
Biological process (GO): negative regulation of endopeptidase activity; blood coagulation
Molecular function (GO): serine-type endopeptidase inhibitor activity
Source: RefSeq, a predicted model, not a curated record
AUGUGUUUGCACUUGGAGUGGACCUGAUCAGUAUAACAAGACACAUCACACCGAAGACUGUGCAGCAGGGAGGAGAGAAUUGAAGAUAACAAUGGAGAAACUGUUCCCUCUCGCUUUGCUGUUAGCCACUGUGCUCCUCAGUGCAAUAGACAGUGUUAACGGGUUGCCUGGCUCAGCCAGACCCACACUUGAUCCAAUUCGUACCAGUUUACUGGAUGAAAUCCACCACAACUUCACAGUAAAGCACGGCUACCAUCUCUCACAGUCAAAUACAGAUUUCGCCCGGCGCCUGUUCUCAAAGAUUAACAGUCAAGGGACUUCAAAGAAUCAUUUCUUCUCCCCACUAAGCAUCUCAGAAGCUCUGGCUAUCGUGUCACUGGGCACAAGGUCCAACACUAAGGAGCAGCUCUGUAAGGCUCUGGGUUACACAAACACCAGCAUCCCACAACCCUUAGUUCACGAAGCGUUCAAACUCCUUCUGGAGCUCUUGACAAAUGAAAGAGAUAGUUUGGUGUCGAUGGGAUGCUCUAUGUAUGUACAGGAUGGAUUCAGGCUGGAGAAGAAAUUUGUUCACGACGCAAAGAGUUACUAUCAAGCGGACACAUUCAAUGUCGAUUUCAGAGCCACAGAAAAUGCCAAACAACAGAUCAAUGCUUAUGUGAGGAACAAGACACACGGCAAAAUUGAAGAAAUCUUUAAAACUAUCAAUCCGGACUCUGUGUUGGUAAUUGUUAACUACAUAUUCUUCAAAGGUAGUUGGUUGAAACCUUUCGAUCCUCGAAAUACUCGAACCGAUGAUUUCUAUGUGGACGCCUCAACUACAGUCAAAGUUCAGAUGAUGAGCAGGAUUGGUUCAUAUUACGCGAAGCAAGAAAGAGAUCUGUUCAGCUUUGUGGUUCUGCUUCCCUACAAGGGAAAUGCCUCAAUGGUCUUGCUUUUGCCAGACGAAGGAAAAAUGAAUGCGUUGGAAGAGAAUUUCAGCGUUUCGAAAUUUCUAUCAGUGGUACAGUCGCUAACCACAGGAUAUAUUGAACUGCAAAUCCCCAAGUUCUCACUGAAGGUAUCUUAUAAGCUUAAAGAUACACUGAUGAAACUGGGCAUCACAGACCUGUUUGACAGUCAAGCAGACCUGUCUGGGAUUAGUACAUCCCAACCUCUGAAGGUUACACAGAUCGUCCACGAGGCAGUUCUGGAAGUCGAUGAAAUAGGAACCGUAGCUGCGGCAGCCACUGGUGCUGAAAUGAUACCAACGGCAAUCUUUCCACGGCAUAAAUUUAACAGACCUUUCAUUCUAAUCAUUGUCGAGCACAAAACCAAGAGUGUCCUUUUUACUGGAAAAGUGAUGAACCCCACUGAAAGCGUAAACAUUUCGGGACGAAUGAAGCUGAAAAUGAGACUUCUCUUCCUUUUGAUAUCUGGUGUGUUCAUGAUGAGUGCAGUAGCAGAUCGACGCCGUUUUCAAAGGCCACCCGGUGAAAGAGCGAAUCCUAAACCUAAACAAUUCCCCCAACAACGAGAUUCUUUUCAUUUGCAAGACUUUGAAUAUCGUGAGGAAGCGAGCAUGGUCCCGCCAACAGAGCAAUCAAUUAUUGAUACAGAAACCAUCCAUAUGUUCACUGAGAAGAAUACAGAAUUUGGCUUUAAUCUCUUCAGGAAAAUAGCCAACCUGCAUGAGGACAAUGUAUUCAUUUCACCCAUCACUGUCUCCUCAGUCUUCGCCAUGUUGUCUCUUGGUGCUGAACAAGAUACAUAUAAUGAAAUACUGAAGGGCAUCAAUCUGCAAGACCUGGGGAGGAACACACACCAAGACCUGUUGCACAUUUUGUUUCAGUGGCUAUGGAACAACAUGACCCAAAACCAUGAGGUGCCUCUCUCACAGGGCAGUGACCUGUUUGUACAGGAUAACCUAGAAUUGAAGCCAACUUUCCUCAACAGGAGCCGUCACUUUUACAAUGUCAAAGUUACCCCAGUGAACUUCCAACAGACGUCUCUUACCAAAGAUAUUAUCAACCAGCACAUCUACAACAAAACCAAUGGAAAAAUUCAUAGGUUUUUAGAGUCUGUUGAUAGUGACAGCAAACUCAUGCUUAUUAAUUACAUCUUAUUCAAAGGCAGUUGGGUGGCUCCUUUUAAUCCAAAUUUUACUGAAGAUGGAACAUUUUAUGUGAACACGUACAUCAAGGUCAAUGUUCCAAUGAUGUUCAAAGAAGAUUAUUUUUUGGUAACACAUGACAAAACCCAUUCCUGCACAAUUUUGAAGCUUCCGUACAAAGGAAGUGUAAGCAUGUUGAUCUUGGUACCAAAGGAUGCAGAGUAUCUACUUCUGGAAGAUGAGCUCAGAGCUGAACUGAUCGAGAAGUGGAUCGAAGACCUGCACCCCAGAAAAAUGGAACUUUAUUUUCCAAAAUUUAAGCUGGACAAGUCAUACAAAAUAGCCAAGAAGUUCAGGCAGUUGGGAAUCACAACACCAUUCAUGAACACUGCAAACUUCUCCGGAAUUUCCUCAACCGAACAGCUGAAGAUUUCUCAGGUGUUUCACAGGGCAGUGAUUGAAGUAAACGAGAGAGGAACCGAAGCUGCUGCUGUUACUGCUGUUACAGCGACAGCUUAUUCCCUACCGAAAAUACUAAGAGUGGAACACCCAUUCCUUUUCAUAAUUUACGAAGAAACGACCAAGACAGUGCUGUUUAUUGGAAGAGUGAAAGAUCCCACAAAGUUUUAAUGAUCUUCUAGCAUUAUGGCAUCUCUGAUGCUGCGAAUAUUAGUGAUGCUGUUUAAUGUCGUGCUCAGAACGGUUGUGAAUUGUCAAUAUCUUAAUACAAAUUAAGUGUAUUUCACAUAUUUCGAUUCGGAAUAGUAUUUCACACCUAUGCAAGUUUAUUUUAACCUAAAAUACAACUAUUUGAGCCACGCGAAUUGCAGGGUCAGGUCACCUCGGAUUUCCUCAUCUUUGCCAAGACAGCAAACCGCACUCAUUCUUUAUUUUAUUUCACUAUAAAAUCAGCCAGAAAAUAAUUUUAUAAAACUGUUCACUGGAAUUUGUGUUACUGUGCUACCAUGUUGUAGUUUUUUCUAAAAAAAUUUUGUCACUUGUGAUGGAUUACAUUGCACCACAAGAAACACCAUAUAGUGAAUUAUGGUUACAUCACAUUGCUUCAACAUUAAUUGAUUUGAAAUGUUUUAUUCAAUGCUAGUGUUUAAAUUAUCAAACCCCAUCCAAGAAAGAUGUUGUUUCCUUUUCAGCUCCCAGCGUUUGCUAGUUGUAGUGGGUGAUUUUUAGUUUGUAAAUUUUAGGCCCUGGAUUGGGUUGUAAGUUAGUUUUUUUGGCAAAGGAGAGUGUGAAUAUCAGCUCUCAGCAGAUAAUUGUUGGAAGGAAAUAUGUAACAAAAUAAAUCUACAAUUUCUUACAUUCUUAAGCCACCCAGGCCAUCAAAUCUCGUUUGUAUUGUAACAAUAUUCAUGAAUAUAUUAAACAUGUGCCAACAA